GUGCGACGUCCAGGUUCACACCGUCACCAGGCGUCUCGCUCGGAACUUCGAGGGCCUGUUCCCUGACCACGACUUGCAAAAGGAGCCGCACGUGGUGGUCACUCUCGCGCUGCAGACCAAGCAUCGCCAGUCUGCGAUGUCCAAUGAGAUGCUUUCCGAAAGGCAAGCAUGCUAUGGUCGACUGGUUGCGCGAAUGCAGGCUUUCAAAGCAUACUUCGACUCUCGGCAGCUCUGGGCGGACUUCAUUGAUCCAUCGUCGGGUGAGCCUUUCCACACUUCCACUUCCACCAGCUUGUUUGACUGUGACGAGAGGUACCGGAGCCUGGGAUUCGAGAUUCUGGAACUGGGCUGCUGCCGGUCACUGUGCAACAAACGAUUUGGGCAGUGCUUGGUCAUGACCUCUGCGUUUGUGCAAGGCACUCCCGAAGACGUGCAGCCGGGACUGUGCCUUCUGGAGGAGCCAGCCAGCGCGGCAGGUCUGCCAGAAGCCACCGCAGAACAAGCUGCAAAAGCUGAUGCUCAGCCGGCUUUGCAGACCCUGGAGGAGCCAGCCAGCGCGGCAGGUCUGCCAGAAGCCACCGCAGAACAAGCUGCAAAAGCUGAUGCUCAGCCGGUUUUGCGGACCCUGGAGGAGCCAGCCAGUGCGGCAGGUCCGCCAAAACCCACCGAAGAACAAGCCGCAAAAGCUGAUGCUGCUCAGCUUGAUGACAAGGGUACGCUCGUCGUCAACGACACAGGAGUCAGCGACAAUAGACCUGAUAAGCGCCCUGAUUCUGAGAGUCAUCCGCCGGCGAAACUUGGUGGAUACGUCACUCAGUAA
Molecule: messenger RNA, 820 nt
Organism: Symbiodinium sp. CCMP2592
Lineage: Eukaryota; Dinophyceae; Suessiales; Symbiodiniaceae
Source: the annotation of a GenBank genome assembly